AUGAUAGAAAGGGGCUACAGCUCACCGAGGGGUGUGGGUUAUGAAAUCUAUUCAGACGGCAGUAGAAGACAAAUAACAAAUUCGGAUACAGGGUUGACCGAGGAUAGAGUGGGCUGUGGUUUCUUGGUGAAGCUUAAUAACAACACCAUUUAUCAACACUGUGCUAGACUUAAUAACGAUGCAAGUGUUUACCCCGCCAAACUCGCUGCCAUCAAACUUGCAAUCACAUGGGCAAACGCUGAAAAUAUUAAUGCAUUUAAUUUAUUCUCUGAUUCUAAAUCCUCGCUGCAGUCGCUAGAAAACCCAAAUCAGAAUGACCCACUUGUGGAAGAAAUUAAGAACAUGGUCAAAUAUAAAACAUGCUGUCUCAACUGGGUAAAGGCACCUUCUGGGGACAUUGGCAACGAGGAAGCUGAUGCACUUGCCAAACAAGGCACUCUUCUUGGCGGGGUUGAUCACUAUUAUCCUCUUUCAAAACCACAAAUCAAUUACAGACUGAGGCAGGUAAGCAACGCAAUUUGGCAGGACAGGUGGUCAACCACAACAAAUGGGAGACAUACCUAUAUCUUCUACCCAAUGGUCAAGGAGAAUAGACUCUCCAGCGAUUUCUUUCUUAAUCAAUUUCUCACGGGCCACGGAGUUUUCGGCGAGCAUCAAGCUAGGCUAUUCCAAGCUACAGCCAGCUGUAAAUACUGUGGAAAAUAUCAAUCUCUUAAACACCUAAUCGCCGAAUGUGACAAAUUCCGGACACUCCGAGGAAAUCUCUUUCGUAAUAUGAACGACUUGACUCUUUGGUUCCGAUCUAAAGCACAAAAAUAUGCUAUCACUGAGAUUAUUAAACGUACCCUGGUAGAUAUAAUGACACCAGACGAUCUCAUGGACCCUCUUCAUAUGAAUCAAAUUUAG
Molecule: messenger RNA, 906 nt
Organism: Parasteatoda tepidariorum (common house spider)
Lineage: Eukaryota; Metazoa; Arthropoda; Arachnida; Araneae; Theridiidae
Molecular function (GO): RNA-DNA hybrid ribonuclease activity; nucleic acid binding
Source: RefSeq, a predicted model, not a curated record